Messenger RNA from Botrytis byssoidea, 1539 nucleotides. RefSeq lists its product as uncharacterized. The record is from RefSeq and is a predicted model, not a curated record. The transcript has a single exon. Bases 1 to 1539 code for a protein of 512 amino acids. Lineage: Eukaryota; Fungi; Ascomycota; Leotiomycetes; Helotiales; Sclerotiniaceae.
AUGUGCGUGACACACAUCUAUACCGAUUGCUACCCCAAGCGAACAGUCGAGUUUCAUCAAACAAUAGUCUGCCCUAAUGCAAAAGAUGGAAUCUCUUGUGCUGCUCAUAUCACCAACGAACAUCCUCCUCGAAUUCUUGAAUCCAACGAUGAACUUUCCAGCAAAGGAUACCUCGACCAAGGUCUCAAAGUACCUCCUACUGUCAAGCCUGCACCUCAGAAAUCUACAACAACAAGUACAUAUCGUUACUCUCCAGGUGACAAGAGAGACAAAUCGCCAGGUCGAGAACCUCGUCUUCGUCUUGUAAGAAAGCAGAGUGCUUUGGUCUCAGCGUCCACACCACGUCGCAAACAUCCUAAAGAACGCAUUGUUAUUGUCGAUGCACCAGAUAGUCCCGAAGGUUCCAAGACUCUUUCAAAAUAUGCUCCAGAUUCACCCGCCACGGAAGAAUUCUACUCGAAGAAUCUUUUACUAGAUGAUCGUUCAACUCCAAGACGUAGUCCGAAUGGCAGUCUCAAUCCUGUUCGUACGGUCAUUGUAGAACAUCAUCGAGAUCAGAGGGAUCAUAGCAAGGAAAGAGAAAGACCUUUGAGAGAACUUCCGAUCAUUCUAGCCCCUGAACCCCCCUCGCGUUCACCUAGUCGUGAGAAGGCAUUGGUCGAUAUGCGUAUUCGUCGUGAGGAAGAAGAUAGGGAAAAAAAGAGGCAAAGAGAUUUUGAUCGAGAUCAACAGAAGAGUUUCCAGCUAGUUCAUGAAGCACAGAGGCAACUUGUGAAGGAGAAAGAAGAAAUGAGCAGGGCGUUAGAAGCUGAGAGGGAGAGAAGGAGAAAGGAGAUUGAGGAUGAGAGAAGAAGGGAGGUGGAGUAUCAGGAAUUAUUGAGGGUUCGAGAUCUAGAGCGAGAAAGAGAAAGAGAAAGAUCUCAAUCUGAUCGUAGAAGGGAAGAAGAUUUAGUACGAGAAAAAGAAAGGGAAAGAAGGGGAAGGGAUGAUGAGCUUCGUAGAGCAGAUGAGAAUGAGCAAAAGAGAAGAGAAGAUCAACAUAGACGCGAGAGAGAAAGAGAGGCAUUAGAUGAUAAAGUGCGGGAAGAAAGAAUGAGGAAGGUGGAGAAGUCGGAAAGAAAAGCUGCGGAUGAUGCAAGGAGGUUAGAAGAACAGGUUAAGGCAUUUGCAAGGGAGGAUGAGGAGAUUAGGAGAAGACCCUCUGUGCCUAGUAGGGGAAAGGAGGUGGAGAGAGGAAUUGAUAGGAGAGAUGAUGCAGCGAGAUGGAAAAAGGAGGAUGAUGAGAUGUAUGCUAGAUUGAGGGAGAGGCAAGCAAGGGAUGAUGGAUAUGCAUCGGGGCUAGGGAGAGGAGCAAGUUUUUCAGGGAGGGGCGAUGGAGAUAGAGAGGUUUUGGAUAGGUUGAAGGAAAGGCAGAAGGGACCUGAGGAGGGGUACAUGCCAAAGAGGAGGACUACUAUUGGCGGGGGAAGUGGGCGAAGGAGAGGAGAUGAAAGAAUCGUUUGGGAUGAUGGAGAAGGAGGGAGGGGAGGGAGAUGGUGA